UUCGUGCAAUUUCUAUUUAAUGAAAGUGCACUGUUUUGCAUAUUGUUAUAUAUGAUUCUGGAAUACAAGGGCUUUAAUCCAAACCUCGAUAUGUAAGAGCAACGAAAAAGAAAUAAUACAGUUCUUUUCAAUACAAGACUUGCCGAACAUCGCAGAUCUACUGUAGUCACUAUCACAAACUAGUUAAACAGAUAAAAUAAUCUGUUAGAUAAAAUCAUAAACUAACACUCAGUUAUUCUGGGUUUCCUGAGGGAGUGCCACAUGAAGGAGCAUUCCUAAGACCUAAGGCCUCAAGGUCGGAUGCUUACUCUUAGAGUGGUCAGCUGCCUCUAAGAGGCGAACACUGUCCUGCGCUUGUCUUAAAUACCCGACUGCUUACCACCUAAUAAAAACUUGACUUUUUGAUAAACUGGCUUCCUCUCGUGCUCUGUUAGGAGCAUUUGCAUCCGGGAGACAAGGAACUCCGUGACGUCACAGCCAAGACUCAUCGGUAGUAAAUGCAAUGUACUUUUGAUAGUGAAAUAAUCCGGCGAUUUGUUUGAUGUUAUUUCACUUUUAUACUACGUAAAGUAUAAAUAAUUAGUGUUAAUGUCUAAAAUCACCGGUUCAACAGAAGCGUUUAAGUAAGGAAGGAAUUAUACGAGUUGGUGGUAGAUGGCAACGUCUCCGCUUUUUCCCGUCGGGAGUGAAUCAGCUGGUGAGGUGAUGUAAAAGCUCUAGUGAAUGGUGGCCGCUAGUGUUGUGCUGGAGUCGGUUCACGAAAGGUGCUUAGUAGUUUUGGUGCGUAACCCUCUCCGCACGAGGCUGCAACAGAGAACCCAAAGAUACUGAACUGUGCUUUAUCAUUUGGAAGAUUCCCUUUAAAGAUCUAGUCGUAAUCACUGAAAAACUUUGUGCUGCAGAACAUACUAGUAAAAGAAGUGUCAUUCUUUUAAGAAAACAAAUUCUGGUGGAUAAUUACUGGCAUGGAUAUUAUAUAAUUAUUUUCUUUCGGGAUCGUGUCAGCUGGUUGGUUGUGUUCUUCAAGCAUAGAAUGGCUGUUAGUGCUUGGAAAUAAAUUUUUCUGCAGCGUUCCUGGUAUCUUGUUUAAUUUAGAAAAUUUACUAUUGACAUUUAUUACAGCAAAAUGGCUCCCAACAUUCCCAUACAGGAGAGUGAAGAAUCAAGCGUCGAAUUGGUCGUGGAUAUCAAUUCGCCGAACAGUGACCCAAUUCCAGAACUUCCGAAGCAAUUCCAGUCUCACUUAGAACAACAUUUCCAUUCGCAAGAUAGUCCAAAUUUGCACCAGCGUAUUAUCCAUGUGAUUGGCGACCCAAGGACCCACCAAUCCCAGACGACCAUUCUAAGACCCAGCGUGAUUCAACACCCAGACAUCUCCACGCCCAAUAGUGCCACGACCACAUGGAGAGUUCCUACAUUCGAAAUACGGGACAGAAACGUCAGAAGGAGACCCGUAGGCGCUCCUCAACAACCAGAUGGUGUCCAGAAAGGCACUCUCUUACCCCCAACAGUCCCACCACGCAUUGGUGACCCUUCAGGCGUUCCCACAAGCACUUCCAUAGGCAGGGAACUUUUCGGUAACCCGACGGAAGUCCCUCAGGUGACAAGAACGCGUAACCCUGGCAGGAGGCCUGAAAGUGGCGUCCUUCUCUCUACCCAUGAAAGACCCUCGCUGGCGAACAAUGAAGACGAAGCCAAAGUUGACGGUAACACAAAACCACCACCACCGCCAUCACCUCCUCCUCCUUCUACAACGACUUCUUCAAGCACCACUAUCUCUACGACAAAAAAUUAUCUCGAUAGCGGCGUCCUCCGAAUUCCCGGCCACGAACCGGAAUCCCCAGCUGAUUUGAACCUCGUCCACCACGACAGGGCCAUCGAUACCACCAACCAAACGGGUCAAGGAGGCAUCUUCGUGAAAGAUGAUUCGAAUGGCCUCACGAACGAAGGAGCCACAGCUCUUAUUCUCGUCGGUCUUUGCAGCGUCUUCUUGGUGUUCAUUUGCUUCGCCAUGUUCAUCCAGAAGAUUAAACGCCAGAAAAUCGAGAGUAAAGUCGUUCAGGAUGACUCUGAUAUUAAACAUGCAGCCAGGUACGAGUCCACAGGCACCACGAUGUACCAUCCAAACCCCCUCUCAUUUCUUCCACCGGACAUUCUCAAUGCACUCCUGCACCCUAUGUCCGCCAGCAGAGUUCACGGCGAAUUUGAAGAGCCAAAACCUGCGUUUGUAACAAUGGAACCACCGCAGCCAGGAAACCUAAACCAAUUAGGCAGGCUCUGGUUUUCAGUUUACUAUGAUUACGUCAAGACAACGCUAGUGUUGCACAUACUACAUGCCAGGUAUGUUAAAGGGCGCGGUUCCACCACUAACCCUGGCACAGUGUGGGUGGAAGCUUGUGUUCUCACGCCGAUGAAUACUAUUAAGGCUUCAAGUAAGACUGAUACAAGAAGAGCAAGUUUAGCACCUGUUUUCAACCAGAACUUCAAGUUUGAGGUUGAAGAUGAGGAGGUAACACAGUACCUUCUGCGACUGACCUUGUAUGACAAACAUCCACAACACGAGGAGAAAGCUGUAGGAUCAGUUAUCGUCCCUCUGAGUACUGUAGACUUGUGCUCAACAGAAACAAUAUCUAGGGAUCUUCAAUGAUCACCUUACAGAGAAAAAAGUUGCCCUCUGAAGAAAAGCUGAUAUUUGUCUCGGGGAGAGAGCAUGGGAAUUUAGAAAAUAAUCUAGGGGGAAGAAUGUUUGUUGCAUAAUAUGUGCCUUUCAUCAGUUUUAGAAAAAGCUGCGUGGAGAGGGGGAAACAUCCGGUGCACAAGAGGAAUGCAGAUUUUCCAAAUAGUAGUCCCUUUGAUCCGUUCUUGAAAACACUGCUAGGAGAGGGGAAAACAUGCGUGACAUCCAUGCAAGUGUAGGGAGGAAUGAAGAAGCUACAUAGUUUUUGCCAUACUUGGUAGGCUGGAGGAAACCUGCUUGCUGGAGGUAACCAGGUUAUGAGAAAUGCAGCUCAAGUCCUCACACUUCAUAAAGAGAAGGGAAAGUAGCUUACCUUUCUUCGUCUACAGGAAAAAAAAAGCAAGGGCAUUGUUUCAUAAUGUACCUAUUUGUUCUUUUAAGUUCUUCCACUAGUACUAGUAGCAUGGAGGCGGAGGGAAUAUUUCAAACUGGUCAACGAAGUUCUUGCUGAAAGCCAUUCCUCUACUGAAUAGUCCUGGAAAUUGUGGUUCUGACAACCCCUACUAGAGUACUACUUGGAUGGGGGAGGAGAGCAUGUUCUUAGCUGGUCAACAAACUUCUCACUGAAAGCCAUUCCUCUACUGGAGACAUCCUGGAAAUUGUAGGUAUUUCAAUCCCUCUGGAAGUUCCGCUUGGAUGGAGGAGAGCAUGUUCUUAGCUGGUCAAACUUCUUACUGAAAGCCAUUCCUGUACUGAAGGCGCCAUGGAAAUUGUAGAUGCUUCCAUCUCUCUCGAGAAGUACUGCUUGGAUGGAGGAGAGCAUGUUCUUAAGCUGGUCGACAAACUUCUCACUGAAAGCCAUUCCUCUCUACUGGAGAUGUCCUGGAAAUUGUAGAUGAUUCCAUCCCUCUCUAGAAAUACUACUUAGCUGGUCGAGGAGAGCAUGUUCUUAGCUGGUCAACAAACUUCUCACUGAAAACCAUACUUCUCUACUGGAGACAUCCUGGAAAUUGUAGGUACUUCCAUUGCUCUGGAAGUAUUACUUGGAUUAAACUUCCAUCCCUCUUGAAGUACUACUUGGAUGAAGGAGGAGAGCAUGUUCUUAGCUGGUCAACAAACUUCUCAUGCUGAAAGCCAUUCCUCUCUACUGGAUACGUCUUGGAAAUUGUGGAUGCUUCCAUCCUUCUAGAAGUACUACUUAGAUGGAGGAGGAGAGCAUAUUCUUAGCUGGUCAAAAAACUUCUCACUAAAAGCCUUUCCUCACUACUGGAGAAGUGUGGAAAUUUUAAUUGGUAAAUUGCACAUUAAUUAAUCUUUCGGAGAAUGGUGCAGAUGAAAAUCCCAAAUACAACCAUGCAACUCAAGAUGAAAUUCUUUCCAAUCAUAUCUACGGAGAGGACAGAAGCAUAGGCACUGGAAAUCCUUCUCAUUCAUGUACAAUAGUCUCUUCCGGAAGAGAGAGGCUUCUGUUCCUGCAAUCAUUGUCUACCACAUGAAGGAGGAGAAGCAAGUUGUUUUUGCUAUUGUUCUAUUGGAUGUAGCAACAGGACAUUAUGAACUUUUUUUCACACCAAAGUACAAUAUCCUGUUUCAUCCAGUAGAAUAUUAUAGCAUAAAUAACUUAAUUUAACUCAUUCUAAUAUGUGCUUACUACUCCCAAUAGGAAUUGAUAACUGAUUUGCUUCCUCCCCUGUGGAAGUUUCAACUUCCUGGGGGAGGAAGUUUAAACUUACUGAGAAGUGGUGUUACUGUCAUUAAUAUUCUUCUGAAAACCUACAUAAACAGCUGCUGCUUCUCAAAAUCUUAGAAACUCCAUACGGUUUAUCCAUUUGAUUGGUUUUGAAAGACAGCUAGGGGAUAUUAAUCCACCUUGGAAAGCAGAUCCUCUUGCAAAGACCAAAUUAUGAAUGCCUACUCUCCAGUAUUUAAGCAUCUCGCAUAUGAACUUGGCCUGCAAUAUCUGUAUUAGGCCAGCAGGCCAAGCUUUUCACACGAUUUUCUCCUUGUUAGGUUUUUAAAAAAAAUCCUUUCGAAUUGCUUCUUCAAUGCUUUUCCUCCUCUGAAAUGCUUCUUCAAACGCUUGUCCUCCAUGGUGCUUAAUUAUCUUCCUCGUGCUCUUGGGUUCGCUAUCUUCUUUAGUCAUCUAUUCCACGUCUCAUCUCUUCUCCUGAAAGAGGUAUAAUGUAAUAAUAAAGGGAAAAGCCUUUUUUUACCAUUACCCCCAACCGUCCCAUAAAAAGGUUGUCUCUGAACUCUUUCUGUGAUAUUUGUUGGAAGAUAUCUUUCAACACUAUUUGAGAUGGUGUCUGUGAUCUUAUAUUUUUGUACAAUUAAGAAGUCGAUAGAGGCUGUGACUUCCUAAAUAAAGGAAUGCUAGAAGCCAAGAAACUAAUCUAAUAGGUAACAAAAAUUAAUUUAGUUCAUACGUACCUGGAUCUCAAUAGGUAAACCCCGAAAGAUUCUGUGCAAUAUAAUAGUGAAGACUGAUUUGUUAUAUCCAUUUUCCUUGUAUUAAAGUCUAUCCAUCUACCAAAGGAGGUCUCUGAAAUAAAAUAUUGUAUUAAAAUUAAUCCUCAACAAAUAGCUCAUGCAAAAUAUUUCCACAUGUAUAACUACGCAAUGUUGCCUAUACAAAAAUUAUGAGAAGGCAUUAUGUUCCUUGUCAUAAGAUAAGUUUGAAUUUUAAAUUAUUUUUGUGCUUUAUGUGAAGCAUAUCUGUGUUGGUGUAAUUUAAACAAUACCAAAUGUUAGGUAUAAAGCCUACUUUGUACAUAGCUUGUAAAUAAAAAAACAAAACGUAUAAACAAAAUAGGGUUUGGAUACUGUGAAGAUUGAAUCUGAAUAUACAUAACCUACAUGAAGUGUGUUUUAUGGAGUGCCUGUUUUCAAUUUCUUAUGUUCAAUUUCACAUCAUCCCUUAAAUACAACCUGAAUGACCUUGUAUUAUAGUGUUUACUUAUGUAUUAUAUAGAGUACGUAGUAAGAUUCUCCACGUUGUAAUUAUUAAUGUUCCUAGUGUGAUCAUGCUCUUCAAUACCUUAGUAUAUAAAAUGACUUGUGACAAAACAGCCACCCAAAAAUUGUAGGUGCUUUAGGCAUCAUUUUUACAGUACCCAACGAGCUGUUACUCACCUGUCAUAACAUUAGAAUCGCACCGUGUUUCUGUGAUUGAACAGUGAUAAAUAAUUUACCCUUUCUAAUUUAUUCAGUGUGUCUGAUCAAUAAAUGUUUGCAACUCU
Messenger RNA from Macrobrachium nipponense, 5916 nucleotides. RefSeq lists its product as uncharacterized. The transcript has 6 exons. Gene Ontology annotation, cellular component: plasma membrane; exocytic vesicle. Gene Ontology annotation, molecular function: calcium-dependent phospholipid binding; calcium ion binding; phosphatidylserine binding. NCBI's taxonomy places the organism in Eukaryota, Metazoa, Arthropoda, Malacostraca, Decapoda, Palaemonidae. The coding region runs from base 1127 to 2647 and encodes 506 amino acids. Gene Ontology annotation, biological process: cellular response to calcium ion; calcium-ion regulated exocytosis; regulation of calcium ion-dependent exocytosis. The record is from RefSeq and is a predicted model, not a curated record.